Molecule: messenger RNA, 1371 nt
Organism: Pocillopora verrucosa
Lineage: Eukaryota; Metazoa; Cnidaria; Anthozoa; Scleractinia; Pocilloporidae
Source: RefSeq, a predicted model, not a curated record
AUGGUGCGUUUUCUUCGUGGAUCCUCACUACAUCGCGAGUGUAUUUCCGUCCACAUCGGACAAGCUGGAGUCCAAAUCGGCAACGCUUGCUGGGAGCUAUACUGCCUUGAACAUGGCAUUUUAGCGAACGGUAAAAUCAGCAAUCCUUCCAGUGAAAUCCAUGAUGAUUCAUUCAACACUUUUUUUAACGAGACAGAGGCGGGAAAGUUUGUUCCUCGAUCAAUUUUUGUCGACCUGGAACCAACUGUUGUGGAUGAGGCUCGUACAGGAAUUUACCGAGAGCUCUACCACCCGGAACAGAUGAUCAGUGGCAAGGAGGACGCCGCUAACAAUUAUGCUCGCGGGCACUACACCAUAGGAAAGGAAAUCCUCGACCUGGUGAUGGAUAGAAUCCGAAGAAUGGCGGAUCAGUGCUCUGGUCUCCAAGGAUUCCUUCUUUCGCAUUCGUUCGGUGGUGGAACAGGUUCGGGAUUUUCUUCUCUCCUCAUCGAGCGCUUGGCUGUUGAUUACAGCAAGAAGUCGAAGCUGGAGUUUUGUGUUUAUCCUUCGCCCAGAGUGUCUACAGCAGUGGUCGAACCUUACAACGCUGUAUUGACCACGCAUUCCACUCUGGAACAUGCAGACUGUUCGUUCCUGAUGGACAAUGAGGCCAUCUAUGAUCUGUGUCGGAUAAACCUGGAUGUUGAACGACCGACGUAUAUGAAUCUCAAUCGUCUGAUCGGGCAGGUAGUGUCCUCCAUCACUGCCUCUCUUCGUUUUGAUGGCGCAUUGAAUGUCGAUCUGACUGAAUUCCAGACCAACCUUGUGCCAUAUCCGAGAAUUCACUACCCUCUGGUGUCCUAUUCUCCGAUCAUUUCCGCAGAAAAAGCCUAUCACGAGCAGCUGACCGUGGCGGAAAUAACCAACCGAUGUUUCCUUCCGUCCAAUCAGAUGGUCAAAUGCGAUCCGAGGCAUGGACAGUACAUGGCUUGCUGUAUGCUCUACAGAGGCGACGUCGUUCCCAAAGACGUGAACGCGUCAAUUUGCGCCACAAAAUCCAAACGCACCGUGCAAUUCGUCGAAUGGUGCCCGACGGGUUUCAAGGUGGGAAUCAACUACCAGCCCCCUUCGGUUGUCCCCGGCGGGGAUCAGGCCAAUUUGCUCCGGGCGCUUUGCAUGCUUAGUAACAGCACUGCCAUCGCUGAGGCGUGGGCUCGUUUGGAUCACAAGUUCGAUUUGAUGUUUGCCAAGCGCGCGUUUGUUCACUGGUAUGUCGGCGAAGGCAUGGAGGAAGGAGAGUUUAUUGAAGCGCGUGAAGAUCUUGCUGCUCUGGAGAAAGAUUACGAGGAGGUGGAGACUGCCCAACCUGAUAACGAUGACGACGAUUAUUGA